Physella acuta is the source of this 786-nucleotide messenger RNA. Its product is annotated as fibrinolytic enzyme, isozyme C-like. Gene Ontology annotation, biological process: proteolysis. Gene Ontology annotation, molecular function: serine-type endopeptidase activity. The record is from RefSeq and is a predicted model, not a curated record. Lineage: Eukaryota; Metazoa; Mollusca; Gastropoda; Physidae.
AUGAGAACUUACGAUGAUGGCAUGCUUGGCCACUUCUCCACGUCCCUGGGUGACCCUGUUGCAGGUGAGCACAAGGCUUCUAGAAUCGUCCACGGAACUCCGUCAGUACCUGGUGCACGCCCGUACCAGGUAUCUUUCCAGGUGAAUUCCAAAGGCGUAUGGCGCCACAUUUGUGGAGGGACGUUGGUCACUCUCAACAAGAUAGUCACGGCGGCACACUGCGCCGUGGCGUACCCCCAGCUCCCCUGGAGGGUGGAGCUGGGCACUGUGGUCAAGUAUGACGAGACCAAUCCCUACAGACAGGCCAUCAACGUGUCGUCGUAUGUGGUCCACGAGGACUACAGCCCACUGGACAACUUGCCCAACGACAUCGCCAUCUUGACGCUAGUCCAGAACGCUGAGCUUUCUCCAUACGUUCUACCUGCCAUACUGCCUGUCACUGGAGAGGAUUUUCUCGACAAGCCCUGUAUACUCAGCGGUUUUGGUAACACCAACUGGACCAGUGGAGGAUCCCCCAUUCUGAGAGAGACGACCUCCAGAGUUAUUGCUAAUGACGACUGCACUAAUUACUACCAAACUAUCCCAGAGGACCCCUCGCCUGACGAACAUGUGGGGGACGGACACAUUUGCAUGUUUGACCUGAGCAAACCUGCCGGUGAACGACCUGGGGUUUGUUUCGGCGACAGUGGUAGCCCAGCACUCUGCGAGGGCGCCUUCAACAUCAAAUAUUUCGCUGGCAUCGCUUCUUGGAUUCACGCAUGCGAUGCUUCAGUGUCAACUUCUUAG